Molecule: messenger RNA, 1272 nt
Organism: Schistocerca nitens (vagrant locust)
Lineage: Eukaryota; Metazoa; Arthropoda; Insecta; Orthoptera; Acrididae
Product: gonadotropin-releasing hormone receptor-like
Exons: 5
Coding region: 1-1272 (423 amino acids)
Biological process (GO): neuropeptide signaling pathway
Cellular component (GO): membrane
Molecular function (GO): corazonin receptor activity
Source: RefSeq, a predicted model, not a curated record
AUGGCGUUGUGCGACGGCGGCUGCGACCUGGCCAACGCGACGGAGGCGACGGCCGUGGCUGCGGCGGCGGCGGAGGUGGCGAGCGGCAACUGGACGUGCGAGCCGGCGCCCGCGCUGACGCGGUCGUCGACGGUGCGCGCGGCCGUGCUGCUGGCGCUGGCGGUGCUCUCGUUGCUAGGCAACGCGGCCACCAUCGCCAGCAUCCGGCGGCGGCCGGCGCGCCAGCCCUCGGCGGUGUACGCGCUCAUCCUGCACCUGUCGGCCGCCGACCUGCUGGUGACGGUCUUCUGCAUCGCGGGCGAGGCCGCCUGGAGCUACGCCGUGCAGUGGCUGGCCGGCAACGCCGCCUGCAAGCUCUUCAAGUUCGCGCAGGUGUUCAGCCUCUACCUGUCCACCUUCAUCCUGGUGCUCAUCGGCAUCGACCGCUUCGUCGCCGUGCGCUACCCCAUGCGCGCGCUCGGCACCGCCAAGCGGCUCAGCCGCCUCAUCGCCUUCGUCUGGGUGCUCAGCGCGCUGCUCAGCGUCCCACAGAUGGUGAUCUUUCACGUGGAGAGGGGUCCGUUCUGCGAGCUGUUCCUGCAGUGCGUGACGUACGGCUUCUACACGGAGCCGUGGCAGGAGCAGCUGUACGCCGCAUUCAGCCUCAUGUGCAUGUUCGUGCUGCCGCUCGCCAUCCUCAUCGGAACAUACGUGUCCACCGUCAUCACCAUUGCGAGGAGCGAGCGGGCGUUCCGGGCAGAGGUGGCCGUCGGGCUGAAGAGCGAGGUGCUGGACGCCAACCGGCGGCGACUGAUCCACCGCGCCAAGACCAAGUCAAUGCGCAUCUCGGUCGUCAUCGUGGUCGCCUUCAUCGUCUGGUGGACGCCCUACUACUGCAUGAUGAUCAUCUUCCUCUUCCUGAACCCUGACAAGCACCUGAGUGAGGACCUGCAGUCGGCCAUCUUCUUCUUCGGGAUGUCCAACAGCCUGGUCAACCCAAUCAUCUACGGUGCUUUCCACCUUUGGAGACCAAAACGCAGGGGUCGACUCAGCGAUAGAGGGAGGGACGGCUCGACGUUCACGCAGCGCAGCCUGAUGGGCAGCAUGCGGCGCGUGCGGCCGCCCACGGCUGAGGAGACGACGCUGGUGGCGCUGGAGGAGGGCCCGGCCGCCGCCGCCGCCGCCGCCGCCGCCCCCGCAGCGGGUGCCGCCCCCGCCGCCAGCGCCAGCCGCCUCUCGGUGCGCCUCCUGCGCCGCGCGUCUCGCGCCGGCAGCUUCAAGACGGCGCUCUAA